CUUGGCGGUGCUUGUGGAUUUCUUCUUACUCCUUUUAUGGUAUUCAGUGACUGUUCAAGGAAAGAUCUGAUUGAAAACGGCAAGUUUAAUGUGGCAUUGAUCCUUACGACAGCGAACAUUGGAAUGCUAGUCUUGACAGUUUUAACCUUUCAGGAUGAGCCCUUAAAUCCACCAAGUCAAUGUCAAGCACUCAAAGAACAAUCAACAUGUAUACCGUAUAAAACUUCUGCACUUCGCAUCAUACGAAACAAACAUUUUGUUCUGUUACUAUUCUUGUAUGGUUUUUUUGUUGCUACUUUCAUAACCGUUGCAACAAUGUUGAACGAAACAGUUAUUUAUUAUUUUCCCGGCAGGCAGAAAGAAGUUGGUAUAAUGGGAGCCAUCCUCAUAGGAAGUGGAAUGAUAGGAUCUGUUGUUGCGGGGUACAUACUGGAUUUGACUCACAAAUUUAAGUAUGAACAGUUCAUUUCCAAAACAAUUGUCUUUCUUUUG
Messenger RNA from Stegodyphus dumicola, 492 nucleotides. RefSeq names its product choline/ethanolamine transporter flvcr2a-like. Gene Ontology annotation, cellular component: membrane. Gene Ontology annotation, molecular function: heme transmembrane transporter activity; heme binding. NCBI's taxonomy places the organism in Eukaryota, Metazoa, Arthropoda, Arachnida, Araneae, Eresidae. The record is from RefSeq and is a predicted model, not a curated record. Gene Ontology annotation, biological process: heme export; transmembrane transport.